UUUGAAAAUCUAUGUCAUUUCUAUUGAUAGUAACUGGCAAUAAUGGAGUAACUAGCUGGUGGAGAAAAAGUACGGCUGGGCUACCGCUGGAAAGGGGCGCCCUCCCCCUCUAUCAAGGCCUGCCAGUAGUUCCAGUCAAUCUGCGAUAUGUCGACGGGAGGCUCCUCGGCGGUGCCAGAGAGGACAAGAUCUCCCCCCGUAUCCCGGACGGCUGCAACAGCAGCAGCAGCGGGAGAGAGGUACUCGUCGAGCACGGGAGACACCUGGGCAGAGGGAGAAGACGGGCGCCAAUCCCUGCGAGUGCUGCGGAGUUUAGCUACAGAUGCGGGCUCGGUUGCGUGCUGGAGAAGAUGCGAGGAGGUCUGGGUUACGGAUGAGAGCUUGUCCCACGCCCUGGUGGUCAGACUGACGAGGGCAGAGACGAGGGUGUUUGUUCUUGCGGCGGUGAUGAUCUCCGGGUGGUCAGCGUAGAGCUGGUUGACUCUCUCCCAUGCCUG
Molecule: messenger RNA, 497 nt
Organism: Trichophyton rubrum CBS 118892
Lineage: Eukaryota; Fungi; Ascomycota; Eurotiomycetes; Onygenales; Arthrodermataceae
Exons: 1
Coding region: 12-377 (121 amino acids)
Source: RefSeq, a predicted model, not a curated record